Erpetoichthys calabaricus (reedfish) is the source of this 3782-nucleotide messenger RNA. RefSeq names its product ribonuclease ZC3H12A (gene zc3h12aa). Gene Ontology annotation, molecular function: metal ion binding; RNA endonuclease activity; mRNA binding. Gene Ontology annotation, cellular component: cytoplasmic ribonucleoprotein granule; nucleus. The coding region runs from base 87 to 2231 and encodes 714 amino acids. The transcript is spliced from 6 exons. The record is from RefSeq and is a predicted model, not a curated record. Gene Ontology annotation, biological process: nuclear-transcribed mRNA catabolic process, RNase MRP-dependent; 3'-UTR-mediated mRNA destabilization. Lineage: Eukaryota; Metazoa; Chordata; Cladistia; Polypteriformes; Polypteridae.
CGACUGCCAGUCAUGUGAAUUCGAGAGGCCAUGGACGUGGAAAUGAGGGUUGUGAGAAAGAUGUAUCCACUUGAGAAGAAGAAACAAUGAAUCUAAACAGUAUUCAUCAUAAGCCAAAUCCCUCUGUGGAUUUUUCCAGCUGGACUGGAAAACCUCCAGCUAGGACCAUGGAUUCCACUGAAAUUUGCCUUUCCUCCUGGAACUCGACUCUUAGAGAAACCUAUUUUAGUGAAGAUGCAUCACUCAGUAUGAAGAGCCUUCCCACCUUUGAGUCCUCUCACAAUCAAGCUAAUACAAUGUGUAAGGACUACACCAGCAGUAACCAAAAUGAGAAACAAGGAGAUGUAGAAGGCAUUGAUGGUACUGAGGUGCAAAUGCAGGUGGAUUUUUUCCGCAAACUUGGCUAUUCCCCUAAUGAAGUCCGCGCAGUGCUUUAUAAACUUGGGUUGAAUGCAGACACUAACACCGUGUUGGGAGAACUGGUGAGAUAUGGGGCAACAACUUCUGAAAAAGAAGGAAGCCCUUCAAAAUUAUCAGGCCCUGUACUGGUUGGUAGAGGAGGUGGUUCAACCAGGAAUUCUUCCAGCCAUCCAUCCACACCACCACCUCAAGAAGAAGAACAAGAAGUUACAGAGAAUUUCAGACCUAUCGUUAUUGAUGGGAGUAAUGUUGCCAUGAGUCAUGGUAAUAAGGAAGUGUUUUCUUGUCACGGUAUCCAGUUGGCUGUGAACUAUUUUAUUGAAAGAGGUCAUACAGACAUCACAGUUUUUGUACCUUCGUGGAGAAAAGAGCAGCCUAGACCAGAUGUCCCUAUCACAGACCAGCACAUUCUGAGAGAGCUUGAAAAGAAGAAGAUUCUAGUGUUUACCCCAUCCAGGCGAGUGGCAGGCAAGAGAGUUGUCUGCUAUGAUGACCGCUUCAUUGUCAAGCUGGCCCAUGAAUCGGAUGGAAUCAUUGUGUCAAAUGAUACUUACCGAGAUUUACAGAAUGAACGGCCAGAAUGGAAAAAGUUUAUUGAGGAACGCCUACUCAUGUAUUCUUUUGUCAAUGACAAGUUCAUGCCUCCAGAUGACCCCCUUGGAAGACAUGGUCCAAACCUGGAUAAUUUUCUCAAAAAAAAGCCACUAGUUCCAGAGCAAAAAAAGCAACACUGUCCUUAUGGUAAAAAAUGCACAUAUGGAAUGAAGUGUAAAUUCUAUCACCCUGAGAGAAUUAACCAGCCUCAGCGAUCCGUAGCAGAUGAGCUUCGUGCCAAUGCCAAGCUAGCAACAAACAAGCCAGUCGGCCAUUUGAAGGAUGAGAAAAAGCCAGUCUUGCCAAAAAAAUCCACACACUGUGACAUCACAUCUCUUGAACAGGACAUGGAACAGAUCCUCACUCUGGAUCACCAUCAUUCUUUUCAAAAGGGACAAACAACUGAAAAUUCACUUGUGAUAAAGUGUGCCAGUUCCAGCAAAAAACCUACAAAAAACAUUGUCUUUAAUGUAUCUGAUUUUUGUGAUUGUCACUCCCCGACCAACAUGAAUUCUUUACUUUUUCAGUCACAUGAACCGUUAGAUUCAGGCCUGGGGUCCUUUGAUAGCCAUUAUUCUGAAUAUCUGUCUAAGCAUCCCUCGGGUUAUUGUGAACAUGUUCAACCUGAACACGGCACAUCAGGAAGAUACUGCUCUUGUCCCAACUGUAGGAGUGUCUACUCUCAUAGCCUAGAGCAACUAGACAGCUAUCAGCAGUAUAGCUGUUGUUCUCACCAACCAGUAUCUGAAUGUGGUGGUUUUCAACAUUAUAAUCAAGAUGCUCACUGCGCUAGAUCAAGCCAACAAUCCAAUAUAGUCCACCAUAGUGGGCACUGCUAUUCUGGCCAUAAAGGUCCUGUACGCCAAGAUAUGCGUGGUCACUAUAGCCUUCCAGCUGACCACAACCUAGGUGGUUUGCCACAACAAAGAGAAUACUGGUCUGAUUCUUUUAAGGCAUCUCCUCAAAGUCGAUCAAGUAGAGUACAUCACCACAGGUCUCCCUCACAUACAUCAAAUGUAUCAUUCUCUAACGAUCAUAAUCCAUGGCCCCAGCAGGAGACUCAUGCCAAAGAACGAGAAGAUGUCCGUAAGAAGCUGCUUGCCAUUUUCCAUCCCCAACAGGUUGAUGAGGCCAUGAGCAGAUUUCCACAUCUUCUUGAUCCCCAGAGUCUUGCUGCUAAAAUACUUACUCUAAGGUCAUGGGGAGGAAACAUAUAAACAUGCGUGCACUUUAACUCCUAAACUAAUAUGUACUUAUAGCUGUCUAAAUUUGUAAGCUUUCUAUAGUGCUAGCAUGAGGAAAUUAUAUUAAAGAUUGAUCUUUUCAUAUUAUAUAACAUUAAAAAGUAGUUAUUCUACAUAUGUUAUGGAAUAAACCUCUGUUUGUGCUUAUGGGUUCCAUGAAGGAACAAGAUUUGAUUUAGCCUGAUACUUUCUGGAUUUGAGUGAUGGCAGGGUGUCUUACGACUUCUGUAUUACAAACUUAAAAUUGCUUCCUGGCAAAGGUAUGCCCAAAUUAUCAUUUUUGUGGAAAACCAGGAACAGUUGUCUUGUUGAUACAUAUUGUAUCAUUUUAUGAUUUGUAAGUAAUGAUAACAUAAGGUUUAUAUUGCAAUACACUGCAAAACCAGCAUUAAAAUGUAUUUUGUUUCUUUGCACAAUAUAAAUGAAAAGGUUUCUCAUAAAUUCCGUGGUCUGUUUUCCCUUGUCCCUCUCUCUAGUCUUCCUUGUGUACUUGAUCAUGGGAGCUUGCUGUUUACAGCACCAUAGUGCUGCAUUUUACACUAUCGAAUGGUAAUUUUAAUGUCCGGUAUACUUACUUUUUGAAGCCCACUGUCUUUAAUGCAGUCUUUUAGACAAGUUAGGGUAUUAACUAUCUGUAUAAUUUGAGUACCUUAAAGUAAUGAAUGAAAUGCUAAGAAACUAAAGUUUGAAUAGUGUGAAUCACUAGUAUUCUGUGUUUUUGAGUUUGUGAAAGGGCAACCUGUUAAAUAGUCAAAAAUUACUUUCCACGAACAAAUACAGAAUGAGUGCACCUAAGAUGUGAAUUGCAUUAAAACAUUACAAAACUGCACUUUUUAUUAUACAGUAUGAGAAUCUUUUUUUAUUAUUAUAAAUUAGGAAAGCUUUAGAAAGAAAAUUAUUGUGUUGAUUUAACAAGGAAGACUCGAAUUGGAGGGAGCAAAUGUAAAACAGAGCCAUGGUAAGUCAAUCAGUGUGACCCAUUUUCCUUUUCACGCAGUGUCAAGGAUGUGGCUCGUUUUAUCACAUUAUUUAUGGAUGUGCUUUUAAAGUGAACUACAGAAUGUUGGCACCGUGUGCCUCAGAAAUUACUUAAAGGUAACCUAAUAAGCACUUGUUAAGAAGAAGUGUUUAAGUAAUGGUUUUAAAAGAGUAAGCAAACUGCUUUAAAGAAAGAAAAAAGCUUUUGGAUAACUUUAAAAUGUUUGAACAGUUUGGAGGAAAAAUAUUUGCUGUUUUGGAGCCCUUUAAGUGUACGUUUUGCCAUGAUGCCCGGCAAGAUACUGAAAAUCCAGUUCUGCUCUCAGGUAUUUUCAUAGCAAUAUAUAUAUAUUUUUUUGUCAACAUGUUGCCUUUUAAUAGCUGUUUAAAAAUAAGUUGUUUCUGGAACACGCCGUAAGUGUAAUGUAAAUAUGUUCCUCAUUUGGAAUGUCACAAUUCAUAAUUUAUGGAACAAUAAAUUAGUUUUGUUGUGGAGGUUGUUUAUUUGUUACAUAUUUAUCAAUAAACUACUUUUAGUGAUAUUUA